CUGGCAGCACCAUGUCAGCGCGACCGCUGACGGGCUGAGCGAUGCGCCACUAGCCGACCGCCAUGCAGACGGCGAGCGGGCCCGCGGGCCCCGGGGACCGGUCCUGCCGGCGCGGGGAGCCCCAGCCGGCCGACUGAGCGCGACUGCGGGACGGGCGAGGCCGUCCGGGCAGCGGCCGCGGCCCGCCCCCCUUCCCAUCGGGGAGCGCAGAGCUGGAGGCGGGCGUGUGUGGGCGCGCGUGCACACACCUACAGCACAUGCCUGUGUGUACUCGAUCACACACACACGCACACACGCGCGCACCUCUUCACGCCCGGCAGGAGCACGGCCAUGUGAUCCCCGCGGCUCGGGAGCCGGCCGAUCCGCACGCAGGGGCGCCGGGGGGCUGCUGCGCUCGCCGCGCCGGCUUCGCAAGCGUCACGCUGCUCUUCCUGCAAGGACGGCACUGGCACGGGGUUUGAACACGACACUCCUAAAUACAUGAGUUGCUCCAUUUCCUGUGACCAUCUGUCCACACCGCGUCGUCAAAGCGCGUCUCAGUCUCCUCCCGUAGAGGCAGCAGUGACCGGCGGUUGUCCAAGAUGUGUGACGUUUCCGGACGGGGCAACUGGGGUGCCGGCACUCGGUCCCACGACAGAAGACGCUGCAGGUCUACGGCGGCGGUCACCGUGUGACCAGCGCCGCCACACUCCCUGCCGGUCGGCGCUCGCUGAACUUCCCAGCAGUGACUGCGGAAUCCUUCUGGGCCCGUGACGUCGCCGAAGAGGGAAGCUAAGAUGAAGGACACGCCACUCCGAAUGCACGUGCUACUCGGCCUAGCGAUCACGACACUGGUGCAAGCCGUAGACAGGAAAGCGGAUUGCCCGCAGCUAUGUACGUGUGAGGUCAGGCCCUGGUUUACGCCCCGGUCCAUCUACAUGGACGCCUCCACGGUGGACUGUAACGAUUUAGGUCUUUUCAGUGUCCCAGCCAGGCUGCCUGCCGACACACAGAUCCUGCUCCUGCAGACUAACAACAUUGCCAAAAUCGAACACACCGUAGACUUUCCCGUGAACCUUACCGGCCUGGACUUAUCGCAAAACAAUUUAUCUUCGGUCGCCAAUCUUAACGUCAGAAAGAUGCCGCGGCUGCUCUCUGUGUACCUGGAGGAAAACCAACUCACGGAGCUGCCCGACAGAUGCCUGUCCGGGCUGAGCCACUUACAGGAACUCUACAUGAAUCACAACCUGCUCUCCGCCAUCUCGCCAGGGGCCUUCAUCGGCCUGCGUAAUCUUCUGCGGCUUCAUCUCAACUCAAAUCGACUGCAGAUGAUCGACAGCCAGUGGUUUGACGCUCUUCCCAAUCUGGAGAUCCUGAUGAUCGGGGAGAACCCGAUCAUCAGAAUCAAGGACAUGAACUUUAAGCCACUUGUCAAUCUCCGCAGCCUGGUGAUAGCUGGUAUAAACCUCACGGAAAUGCCGGACGAUGCCUUGGUGGGGCUUGACAACUUAGAGAGCAUCUCUUUUUACGACAACAGGCUUAGGAAAGUGCCCCGCGUCGCUCUUCAGAAAGUCGCAAACCUCAAGUUUUUGGAUCUCAAUAAGAACCCCAUUCAUCGGAUCCGGAGAGGCGACUUGAGCAACAUGCUGCACCUGAAGGAGGUGGGCAUCAACAACAUGCCCGAGCUGGUUUCCAUCGACAGCCUGGCCGUGGACAACUUGCCGGAUUUAAGGAAAAUUGAAGCGACCAACAACCCCAGGUUGUCUUACAUCCACCCCAACGCCUUCUUCAGGCUGCCCAAGCUGGAGUCCCUCAUGCUGAACAGCAACGCCCUCAGCGCCCUGUACCACGGCACGGUGGAGGCCCUGCCCAGCCUCAAGGAGAUCAGCAUACACAGCAAUCCCAUCAGGUGCGACUGUGUCAUCCGCUGGAUCAACAUGAACAAAACCAACAUCCGGUUCAUGGAGCCGGAGUCGCUGUUCUGCGUGGACCCUCCCGAGUUCCAAGGCCAAAACGUCCGGCAGGUGCACUUCCGGGAAAUGAUGGAAAUCUGCCUCCCUCUUAUAGGGCCCGAGAGCUUCCCUUCCAACCUGGACUUGGAAGCCGGGAGCUACAUCUCCUUACACUGCAGAGCUACCGCGGAGCCGCAGCCUGAAAUCUACUGGGUGACACCGGCUGGCCAGAAACUCUUGCCUAACACGCUGAUGGACAAGUUCUACGUCCAUUCUGAAGGCACCCUAGAUAUCAGCGGUAUAACCCUGGCAGAAGGGGGGUUGUACACUUGCAUAGCAACUAAUCUGGUUGGUGCUGACUUAAAGUCUGUCAUGAUCAAAGUGGAUGGCUCUUUUCCCCAGGAUAACAAUGGAUCCUUGAACAUUAACAUCCAAGAUGUUCAGGCCAAUUCAGUUCUGGUGUCUUGGAAGGCAAGCUCUAAGAUUCUCAAAUCCAGCGUGAAGUGGACAGCCUUUGUCCAGACCGACAAUUCUCAUGCCGCCCAAAGUGCUCGGAUACCUUCUGAUGUCAAGGUUUAUAAUCUCACCCAUCUGAACCCAUCGACUGAGUAUAACAUUUGUAUCGAUGUCCCCACCGUCUAUCAGAAACACAGAAAACAAUGCGUUAAUGUCACCACAAAGGGGUUGGACCCUGAUCAAAAAGAGUAUGAAAAAAAUGACAUCGUAACAUUGAUUGUCUGCCUCGCGGGCUUUCUGGGGAUUAUCGGCAUGACAGGCCUUUGCAGCUGGCUCUCUCAUAAAAUGAACUGUGAUGUUGGACAAAACUACGCGAGGAGUUACUUACAGAAACCAACCAUCACGUUCAGUGAGCUUUACCCUCCUCUCAUUGACCUCUGGGAAGCAGGCAAAGAAAGAAGUACAGCAUUGGAAGUGAAAGCAACUGUUAUAGGUGUGCCAGCAGAUGUAUCUUAAAAACACCUGACUAAAUCUACUUCAAAGAGAAGCUCAAGAGUGUAGUUGUGCUUGGGGGGGAAAAAAAGCAUAGAAAUACUACUUUCUAGAAGAAAGUUUAAGCUUCACCGAUGCUGCUCCUGACCGAUGGAAACUGUACAAGUUCAGCAUUUUAAUUCACCGGCUUCAAAGGGUACUGUGGCAACCAAAUAAGAUAAUUCCACUUUCUUGAACUCUCAUGUAACUUUUAUGUCUGGACUGCAGUUACAGUGGACAACAACAUUUCCGUAUUUUUUUUAAGUAUGUAAGAGUAGUGGAACUGAGCAAUACCUCCUGCUGUGUUGUAUUACACAUAUUAGCCACGAGUUUUCGCAGUGACCAGAUAAACUUGAAUUGACACGUGGUGUAAUAAAAUGGACAGAUUCUGUAGACUAGACACAGUGAGUAUGUGGACCUCUUUUAUAAGAAAAAAUACAUUUUGGAUUAAAA
Phyllostomus hastatus (greater spear-nosed bat) is the source of this 3371-nucleotide messenger RNA. It is a transcript of the gene LRRN3, whose product is annotated as leucine rich repeat neuronal 3. Lineage: Eukaryota; Metazoa; Chordata; Mammalia; Chiroptera; Phyllostomidae. The record is from RefSeq and is a predicted model, not a curated record. The coding region runs from base 777 to 2903 and encodes 708 amino acids. The transcript has 2 exons. Gene Ontology annotation, molecular function: protein binding.